Funneliformis caledonium is the source of this 429-nucleotide messenger RNA. Lineage: Eukaryota; Fungi; Glomeromycota; Glomeromycetes; Glomerales; Glomeraceae. The record is from the annotation of a GenBank genome assembly.
AUGGACACAAAGAAAUUACAUACUUUAGAAAUAGAAAUCCCAGGUAAAGGUUCCAAACAGAAACAUAAAAUAGAUGAUCAAAUUGUAGUAGCUUCAGCUGAUACCAUUGGAAGUUGGAUAUUGUCAAGUGAUAAGGAUAUUGGUGAAGAAUUAUCCAAAUACCAUGAAAAUAUUCUUUGCACAAAGGCAUAUUUUUAUCUGGCUUAUUUCAGAAUAUUGAAUCUUUUUAGUGAGGAUACAGAAGAUUUUAAUAAUAAUAUAAAAUUAAGUGAUAUGAAAAAUGAACAAAAAAGGCCCUUCUAUGAGCUGAUGGACAAAAUUUCUAAGGUAUUGAUAAAGAAACCUUCUGAUUUAAUUACUGAUAUUGAAAGCUGUGUGAUUGAAGAUAAUAUAAAAGUAAAUACAAUUAGAAAACUUAUUCAGACAUAG